Messenger RNA from Amoebophrya sp. A25, 1430 nucleotides. Lineage: Eukaryota; Dinophyceae; Syndiniales; Amoebophryaceae. The record is from the annotation of a GenBank genome assembly.
AGUAAGCGGUCUGCAGCAGAUGCAGCCAAGAAGCAGGAGAUGCGACUGAUGGGCAGGAAGCUGAAGAAAAACCUCCAAAACGCUAGGAGGGAACGGGAAAGUAUGGAUGGUGUAUUUAUUCCAUCUGUCAGACCAACGAGUGGUCUGCCUCUCCCCCCUUAUUAGAUUUGGCCUUCCUCUCAAUACUCUACGAGUACCUAUUCUGCAACAUAGUAAUUGCUGUGGGUUAUCAUGUAUGAAUAUACGUUUUCACUUUCAGGGGGGAAUUAAAAAAGGGUAGCCCUGACGGUGAUGGUCUGGCUAGAUGGAAGAGACGCCAUUCAUGGACAGGCAGAGUCGCCGACUCCGAGUGGCUGUCCAUGGACAACGGGUAGCAUGGGAAACACUACAGGGACACCUCAACUUAAGAACAAGGGUUUUUGGAAGUGACGAUGACCGGUGUAAUCUAGUACAUGCAGUAUGUAGAAGAUCUUCCACGGUAUAUUACGCCUCUGCCGGAGCGGUGUUGCCACCUCGUCUGUCAACGACGCCGAGGCACCUAUACGCAUAGUUGAAUUAUAAUACAUUAAUACGCAUUUUUGAAUCUUCAUCUAUGAGUAAUUUUUUAUCAAGCAGCAGGAUAAAAGUAAGUCAUCUAGUUAUUAGAGGCUCUAACAAACCUGGCGAUCGCGGAGGAGGAGAAGGUCAUGCAGGAGAUCGAGCGCUUCAUUGCUGUCUCGAACAAGGAGCAUGCGGCGACCAUAGUCUAAUGAGGUGGAAAACUGCCAAGCUUUGACUUGGUAGGGAUUGAAAAAGUAUCUUGUUAGGAGAACUAGAAGAUGAAGUGACAGGAAUAGGAAAAUGAAGAAACAGGACGGUACUUAGAAGAGGAAAAUAGGUUCAAGUUUUCAAUGCAUUGCAAAGACAAGCCUAAGCUUACACAGAGAAUAGGAAGAGGAAUGCAAAAUGAAUCGCUAUUCAAGUAGAUUGCUAGUUGCAUAGAGGACGCUAGAUCCAUUGCUUAAUAAGACUUUCGAUGUACUAGAUAAACAUAAUUCUGAUAGGGUCGAAAUGAACAUCUGUAACUCACCGGCUGUCCUGUGCAUGCAUGUCAUGUAUAGUUCUUUCAUGGAAAAUGUCUCUGCAACUAGUCACACUGAGCAACUUCUUCUACUUCUACAGCCAUUUGUUACACAUUGUUAGUACUAAGUACCUUCAUCUCCUACGGCCAUUUGUUACACAUUGUUAGUACUACCUAAAGUAAGCUGCAAGAAUUCACUUCGUCAUAUUCUAAAUCACUCCAAGAGUGUAUCGAUUUUCAAAACGCAAUUCAAAAUGAAUCCGUAAGAUGCGUAUCAAAGUUUUGACCAAACUCAAUUCUAUAGAAUAGAACAACCAAGAUCAAGUGGUUUAUGUUUCCUGCUGCUCACUUCGAAGCACCUGCAAGAAGG